This is a messenger RNA of Clupea harengus (Atlantic herring), 1221 nucleotides long. It is a transcript of the gene trappc6b, whose product is annotated as trafficking protein particle complex subunit 6B. Gene Ontology annotation, cellular component: cis-Golgi network; trans-Golgi network; TRAPP complex. The record is from RefSeq and is a predicted model, not a curated record. Gene Ontology annotation, biological process: endoplasmic reticulum to Golgi vesicle-mediated transport; regulation of GTPase activity. Lineage: Eukaryota; Metazoa; Chordata; Actinopteri; Clupeiformes; Clupeidae.
AAAUAUUUACGGAAGCAGAAAGGACCUCUGUUGCCAAAUGAUUUGUGCUAGGGCCGAGUCUGUCUACGGGAUAUUCUGUGGUUAGUGGUAAACAUGGUAGCAUAACAAUUCAAGUUUUAAUAAGUGUUAUACGGUCUUAACACUUUUUCCACUUGCUGUUUUAACUCCAGUAAGCUGUGACGUCGAACUACACUUCCACCGUUUAAAUCACCAAGUCAUAACUAACGUCAGCUAGCCAUUUCCAUCAGAGCGAUAGCCGGCAACGAGAUGAUAUUGACUAACUUUGCUGUGUAGAAAAGAGCAGAGGGGCAUACCCAGAAAAUAUAUUAUUUAUGAAUAUUUUCGAAAAGCGUUGUUGUUUGGUGUUCUUCCGGAAUGGCAGACGAAGCUCUUUUCCAAUUUCUCCACAAUGAAGUCAUUCAAUAUGUGUACAAAUCAGCUGAGAAUGGAGAGAUGGAAAAUGGGAGAUGUAUCACCAGACUGGAAAACAUGGGAUUUAGAGUCGGACAAGGACUCAUAGAAAGAUUUACAAAAGAUACUGCACGCUUCAAAGAUGAACUUGACAUCAUGAAGUUCAUCUGCAAGGACUUUUGGACCAGUGUCUUUAAAAAGCAAAUUGACAACCUGAGGACAAAUCACCAGGGUAUUUAUGUGCUUCAAGACAACAAAUUCCGUCUACUUAAUCAGCUGUCUGCGGGCAAACAGUAUCUGGAACACGCUCCAAAGUAUUUGGCGUUCAGCUGUGGCCUGGUGAGAGGGGGGCUCUCCAACCUUGGAGUGAAAAGUAUUGUCACAGCAGAAGUAUCUGUCAUGCCUGCAUGUAAAUUCCAGGUCAUGAUUCAGAAGUAAAGAAAGUGAAGUGGACACUCCAUCCAAUAUAUAUCCAUAGAUACAUUGAUCAUCCUUGUUGCCUCUCUGUUGGUUUUAAAAAGGAAGUUUAAAGUAUUCCUGCAUGAAAUUACUGUUAUGAUCUAUUUUGUGUCUUUCUUUCAGUAUGUUUUAUUGUUACAUUAACUGUAAUCAGUUAUGGUUUAUUAAUUUUCUUGUUAAGAGUACUGUCAACUGAUUUGACAUCCAUAAUUAUGUUUGCACUGAAUAUUCACUAAUAGCCUAUGAUUGCACACAGUUAAGGAUUGUGUUAUUGUAAUGGUCUUGUUGAAAUCCCUUAAUAGUUUUGUGGUAUUGGGAUAGUAACACACACAUUAAAUACACAUCCAGAUA